Molecule: messenger RNA, 3988 nt
Organism: Acanthaster planci (crown-of-thorns starfish)
Lineage: Eukaryota; Metazoa; Echinodermata; Asteroidea; Valvatida; Acanthasteridae
Product: synaptotagmin-16-like
Molecular function (GO): phospholipid binding
Source: RefSeq, a predicted model, not a curated record
AUGUGUUGGAAAUGCUUGUCGCUCUGCCCACCCUUUGGCGUGUCAGAUCCAGCUCAGACUUUGGCCAAAAAGCAAGUGGGCCGCCAGUCAGACAGAGAAACCGCAGACGGGGAUGAAUAUCGCAAAGCCUACAACAAUGACAACAUAUCAGUGGAGGGUAACAGGGAGAAGGAAGGGUCAUUGAAGGGGUCCUUCAAAGGGUCCACUGCUGACUCGGGACUGUGUGAGAAUAGUUCUCAAACUGCAGAGACUGAGCAAGAUGUUUCACAUACAACAACGCUUGACGGCCGGCAAGGUGUGCGAGCUGAUGACAUCUCACUUGCAGAGCAAGGAGACGCAAAAGGCAGCGUAGGGUCCUUUGAGUACCGUGAUGACCCAGAAGACACCAGGGUGGAUGAGGAUGGAGAUGAGUCUUACUUGGAUGUACUUACCAACCAGGAAACAGCACCGACUAUAGGCCAGCUGGAGGUCAUCUUUGAUUACAGUGGGGAGAGUAGCCGCAUGAACGUGACCGUCAUGCGGGGCCUGAACCUUCCCAGCAAGGACCAAGGUGGCGCCUCGGCCUGGCGACUGCGCAUCCUCCUCUACCCCAAGAAGCAGCGCACCAAGACGCGCAUCCGGGAGACGGAGGAGCCUGUCUUCAAGGAGCUGUUUCGCUUCACCCGCAUCCGGCCCCACGAGCUGGUCAACACAGCCAUCCGGUUCCGGCUGUAUGCCGCCGAGCGCAUGCGGAAGGAGCGGUUGGUCGGGGAAGGUUUGGUCAAGUUCUCCUCUAUGAACACGUCUGCUCCACAGACCAUCCUGGUCAAGCUGGUGUCUCGAAGUGAAGCUUCACAGGUGACUGGGGGCAACGCGUCUCCCUACUCCAGCUCCUCAGACUUAUCAGCCAGUGGAGACAGCAACACCUCCCUGCAGUCUCUCUCCCACGGCGGCUUGCCUGAGCUGUUGGUGGGACUGACAUACAACGCCACCACUGGUCGGUUGGCUGUGGAACUGAUCAAAGGGAGCCACUUCAAGCAGCAGGCAGCAGGCCGGGCACCAGAUUCAUAUGUCCGCAUCACACUGAUGUCUUCCAGUGGCUUUGAGAUGACCAAAAGCAAGACGUCAGUCCGACGUGGACAACCCAACCCAACCUUCAAAGAAACCUUCAUUUUUCAGGUGGCUCAGUUCCAGCUGGCCGACGUGACGCUCAUGUUCACCGUCUUCAACAAGCGUGGCAUGAAGCGCAAGGAGACGAUUGGCUGGUUCUCCAUGGGGCUCAGCAACACCAGCGACGAGGAGACCAGCCACUGGAAGGAGAUGCGAGAAUCCAAGGGCCACCAGGUGUGCCGAUGGCACAUUCUGUCCAACAAGUAGUCAGAGAGGGACCGUCUUUUGGAUGAAACAGGAACUGUGCUCUGUGAAGUGGGACAAAGUAGCCAUUGUUCUAGGGGUGGAAUUCGAACUGUCCACACACGGGUAUACUUUGCGGGUUACUUUACGAUUUCUCAAGAGGUUCGGGAAUUUUAAAGAAAAUAUCCAAAAGUUUGUUGAGCAAGUCCAUACCCGGGCAUUUCAUACAUCAGUAGACUUCAACAGUUGGGUCAAAAGCCUCCCUCACAGGAAUACAACAUUCAGAGUUGGAUGUUUGUUUUAUUCAAAACCAAAUCACUUUCGCCAAAAAGAAGAGCCGAUGUUUAAGUAGGAACUUUGUUCCUGGUUCAUUGAAAUGAGUCAUAAAUUUGAACUCUUCUCAGGAGGAAGGAGAGGAUGUUCUUUGCAGGGCACGUUUUGACGAGGAAAUACUAUGUAUACAAUUUCUCACCCAAUUUAACUGUAUUGGUUUUAUUUGAAAACUUGGUCAUUCCAGGCUCAAAAAGCAACAAUUUAAUUUCCUUGCAAAUACACAAGGGAAAGAUAACCCAUUCCUGCUUCCAUGUUUAAUGUAAGAAUGAUACUAACUUUGCUUAUGUUCUUAAUAACAAAACCCAUUAUGUAAUAACAAGUUACAAAUUAAAAGUACUUUUUGGGGAUAAAUUCACCAUUUAUUGUUCACUAAAAAUAUAAUUUAUAAGAUGAAAAGUACUGUUUUUCAAUUGCAUACUUGCAUGUAUUUGUGGAUUAUAGAUAUCCUCAUACCUUAAUUCCAGUCCCCCAUAAGGCACUUGGAAAUUCACUUGCUUCGAAACUUCUUUUUUUGACUGACACUACAGUGCUGGGAGCGCAUCCGGCUUGAUGUGAAUAAGUUGACUAUUGUGUUGGAUUAUACAUGAUAUGAAACACAGUACUGGGGCCAGUCACAUUAGCAGUGUGUGUCCUGUGGUUGUAAAUUUAUGCAUAUGUUUCAACCAGUGAACAUUUUAUACUCGUGAAUACAUGUAGGCAUGCAAGCUGUAGUUGGAAUGAAACAGCAGGGCCCUCUAUGUACUUACAAACUUGUUUUUUCCUUUUGCAGUCACAAUGGAUGGAACAAAGUUUUCCUGUCAGUUUUGACAUUAAAAUGGGCAUUGUUUUGUUAUUUCAAAACAGAAAUCGCUGUCUGGUCUCAUUCCAGUUUUAACCUCCAUACUGAUACACAUGCAGGACAGGUUGUGGAGUGUUCAAGGCAUGGCAAAAAUGUCAAACCAUAAGGCAAUCACCGAUGAUGUGACCCUCUUUACUGUUGUGUGUAAAUUGGACUGUAUUUUGUCCGAUACUUGUGAGGAUCCUUCAUGAGUACAAGGCAGAAACCAAGACCCCAAGCUUACAGGGUACUCUAGAAUCUUUGAAUCGGAAGAUUUAACAUUUCAAAGAUUUGUACAGGUAUUUUUGCAUAUGUACAGUGUAAUUCUUUUUCUUUUUCUAGGAAGGUAUAUGGUUACAAAAUAAAUACAAAUGGAGAUCGGUACAGACAAGAUAGAACAGUUUAUUUUAAAACUUUUGUUAGCUUGCAUUUGCCUCUAAAAGUUUGUGCACUUUCUGUUAUCAGAUUUCUACAUCACUAUCAGUAAGCACUCCUUUGCCUUGUAAACAUUGGACACCUCUCCCAUAAUUUUUGUAGCAGUUUUAACCUUAUUUGACUGUCUAACAAAUCUUUCAAUGAGAUGGAUUUAGAAAUACAUUAGAAAAAAGAGGAAGGACUAACACAUUUGAUGUCACAUUUCCCAUUAAUAUUGAAUAUAGCUGAUAAUUGGAAAGCUGUGAAACUGAUCAAAUUUAAGUCAGAAAAUUAUAGACUUGACGCUAAAUUAGGUGUAAUUUUGACAAUGGAUGUAUAUCUUCAGUUUUUGGAUUUUUCUUUUCUAAAAAUAGCAUGUACUUGUAUUCUACUCUUGCUUUUCAAAAUUUACUAAAUUUGACCUAGUUAACUUUAAUUUGUAUUUAGUCCUAAGUCAACUGUAUGGUUCUCGGAUUUCUAAAACUGGCAUAGUUUCAGUACAACUUAUACACUCGUCAAUAAACUUUCAUGCAUUUACUCUGUGCCUUUUCCCCCACGUUGUCCUUAAGAUGUAACCUUUGACCUUUGUGUAAAACCUUUUUCACAGCUGUUUUUAUUGACAUAUUUCAGAACACCUUGAUGUAGGUGUUUGGCUUUCCUGUUCACUGAAGAUAACAAUUGUCUAGUUUUCAAAUUUGACAAAAGUAUAUCUAAAUGUAUUUAUUCAUUCCUCUGUCUGGUUUUUAUUUUCGUAGUUUCAUGUUCAGUUCAGCAAGCUUUACUGAAGUUUUCACAGCAAGGUGUAACAAGCAGACAGCAAAUACAACAACUACAGAUAUUUGUACAUUAAUACAUUUUAUUUCUGGCUAACAACAUUGUACAUGUAUUGUGAAUUUGGGUGUAUAUAUGCACGUCUUUUGUUUCUGAUAUUCUUGAUGCUUACCACUGGUAUGCGGGUUAGCAGACUGUGUAGGAGGGUAUUGAUGGUGUAGAUAUGUCAACAUUAACUUAUUUUUUAGGACACAUCUAUGAAACCUACUGAAUUUACAUGGCCCUGUGUAGGGUGAAAUAAAUUGGACCAUUAACGAGUAA